GGCCCUUUCCGCCCCGCUUCGGCCUCGCUCGGCUCCCGCCCCCCCCCCUCCGCCCCUCGCUCGCUCCCUCCCUCCAGCCAGGGACUGCCCCCGAGCUCUGGCCGGCGAGUUUACCGCUGCUGGUCGCGCGGGUCCCGGGCGCUCCGGCUCACCUGGGCCACCCUCUUCUCCGCGCUGCCCCUCGUCCCACCUAAAACUUCUCGGAGAGCGUCGGUCGGGCAGCGCGCUCGCCCCGCGCCGUCCCCAUCGCAUUCUCGCUCCCCCGGGCAGCAGGCGGCGGCGGGAGUCGGGAGUCGGGAGUCGCGGCGUGAGGGGCGCCCCCGCCGGCCCCUCUGGGAACAUGGCGACCGGCGGCUACCGGAGCGGCGGCAGCACCACGGACUUCCUGGAGGAGUGGAAGGCGAAGCGCGAGAAGAUGCGCGCCAAGCAGAACCCCGCGGGCCCGGCUUCGAGCGGAGGGGAUCCAGCCGCCAAGUCCCCGGCGGGAUCGCUGGCCCCGACCCCGGCCGCCGGGACCUCGGAGCUCAACCACGGCCCGGCGGGAGCGACCGCACCUGCCGCCCCCGGGCCCGGCGCCCUGAACUGUGCUCACGGCUCGUCCGCGCUGCCCCGCGCGGCUCCGGGACACCGGAGGGCAGAGGACGAGUGCCCUAGCGCCGCUGCGGCCGCGGGGGCGCCCGGGUCCCGGGGCGACGAGGAGGAGCCGGAUAGCGCCCCGGAGAAGGGCCGCAGCUCGGGGCCCAGCGCCAGGAAAGGCAAAGGGCAGAUCGAGAAGAGGAAGCUGCGGGAGAAGCGCCGCUCCACCGGCGUGGUCAACAUCCCCGCGGCGGAGUGCUUAGACGAGUAUGAAGAUGAUGAAGCAGGACAGAAGGAACGGAAGCGAGAGGAUGCUAUCACACAGCAGAACACCAUCCAGAAUGAAGCUGCGACCCUCCCAGAUCCAAGCACAUCCUACCUGCCCCAGGACCCAUCGAGAACAGUUCCAGGCAGAUACAAAAGCACAACCAGUGCCCCAGAAGAUGAAAUCUCAAAUAGAUAUCCCCGAACUGACAGAAGUGGUCUCAGUAGACACAACAGGGAUGCAAAUGUGCCGGCUAGCUUUGCCUCAAGUAGUACCUUGGAAAAGAGAAUUGAAGAUCUUGAAAAGGAAAUCAUAAGAGAAAGGCAAGAAAACCUUCGACUUGUGAGACUGAUGCAAGAUAAAGAAGAAAUGAUUGGAAAACUCAAGGAAGAGAUUGAUUUGUUAAAUAGAGACCUAGAUGACAUGGAAGAUGAAAAUGAGCAACUAAAGCAGGAAAAUAAAACUCUUUUGAAGGUUGUUGGGCAGCUGACAAGGUAGAAGACGCAAGGCUUCGGUGUGGAAAACCUGCUUCUAAACUACUGAUGAAUGUCAUGGCUACGGCUAAGCUGAGGCUCCUGGGAUUCAACACAUUGAGAGAACUGUAUAUUUAUUUCUAGAGAACACAUGGAUAUUUUUUUUUCAAGAUUCACUCUUUUUCAUUGCUAGUUUUUAAAAAGUAUAAACCCUGUAUUUCACAUAGAAGUAAUGUUUUUAGUUAUUAAAAUGAUAGGAAAUGCCUUUUGGUUUUGUGUGAUACUCAGAUAAUAUAUGGUUCAAAGUAACAGCCAUUUGCAUAUAUUUUAUCUACGUUAGCACAUAAGCUCCCUAAAGGAAUAUGCCUAGUCUUUGUUUACAUUAAUUCGGAUACUUGGGGGAGUUGCCUACAGAGGCCCUGUUACUAAUGUGUGCGGCCUUCCGUGUGUUAAUACUUAUACAUAAAGACUCAUCUGCCGUUGUCUCUUCUUUUCACAUGCUGUAAUGAUUUCCAGUAGUAAUAAGUACACUAUUUUGUAUAGCAGUAAUCAUUCAAAGGAAAGCUAUUUUACAGAGUUACUUCAUAUGUUCUAGUUGGCUAAAUAUAAACUUGAGAAUACUUGAACUGUGUUAUAGUAAGUGAAAAAUUACUAUUUUGUGUUUUGAAUUUUGAAAAAAAUUUCAAUAACUUCUGAAAAAAUAGUUUAUGUAUAGUUUAUGUAGGUACUAUCGUUCUUUUUUUUUAUUGCUCUAGGGUUUACUAGUAAAUAGUGGGAUAUUUAAAAAGUUGUUUAUUCUUUGGGCCUCAAGUUGUGUACAGUUUCAGCAUUGAAGAAGAAAAUUGAUGCUGUUAAUAGCAUGUGCUUCAAAAUCAGAACCAAAAUAUUUUUCCACACUAAAAGCAUGUAUACAUAUGUCAACAUUUGUAAGCAGAGAUAGCAGAAGAUAAUCUCAGCUGAUUCCUGAGUUGGAGACACCCUGGGACACCUUUUUCUCAAGAGAGAAUAGUUCCAUAAUCCUAACACUGAAGAUUUUAAAGCAACCAUAUUUGAAAAUUUAUAAAAUAAAGUUGUCUUCCAUUAAA
Mastomys coucha (southern multimammate mouse) is the source of this 2399-nucleotide messenger RNA. It is a transcript of the gene Pawr, whose product is annotated as pro-apoptotic WT1 regulator. The transcript is spliced from 7 exons. Lineage: Eukaryota; Metazoa; Chordata; Mammalia; Rodentia; Muridae. The coding region runs from base 341 to 1339 and encodes 332 amino acids. The record is from RefSeq and is a predicted model, not a curated record. Gene Ontology annotation, biological process: apoptotic process; positive regulation of apoptotic process. Gene Ontology annotation, cellular component: cytoplasm.